Messenger RNA from Phalacrocorax carbo (great cormorant), 3906 nucleotides. NCBI's taxonomy places the organism in Eukaryota, Metazoa, Chordata, Aves, Suliformes, Phalacrocoracidae. The record is from RefSeq and is a predicted model, not a curated record.
GAGGCGGCGGCCCCGGCGGCGCCGCGGGUCCCCGGGGAGCAGCCGCGGGGUCCGUGAGCGGGGAGCGGAGGCGGGGGCGGCCCGGCGGGGCCCGGGGCCGCGGGCUGACGGUCUGUGUGCCCCAGCAGCAGUAGCGGCGGCUGCGGCGGCGACCUCCCCCGCUGCCCCGCCAGGCACGGCCCUGCUCCGGGCCCCCGUCCGCCGGGGACAGCCGUGUGCGGGGAGCGCUGGCGGGGUUGGGGGUCCCGGCCAGGCAGCUGCCGGGAUGAGGGGUCGGUGCGGGUCACUCACGGGGCCCUGCCCUGCGGAGCCAUGGGGGACAGCGGCACCUCGUGCAGAGGAAAGGGCUGAAGGAGCAAGGUGUCCGCGUAAGGCAGCUGCAGGAGGGAGGUGGAGAUGAGCCACUGGUGGGGGGUUGAAACGGCUUCUCUGUGUGUGUCACAGAUGGGCUUGUAGAGCUGUGGAGGCUCUGGGGAUCCUGGCAGAGUGCGGCUGGGUGGUCCAGAGCCCACACUGCCCUGGGACAGUGGGGCAAGGUGGAGACAGGCUAGAGAACGGGCAUGCAGGACGACACUUGAGUAGUGAUGAGCGGCAGCGCUCCAGUCUUCCACCACUUUGGUGCUUCCAGCGCUGAGAUCCUUUCAGCAUGAUGAGGGCUCUGGGGCUUUUGGGAGUGCAGAGAAGGAUUCACAGUCCUGGCCCAUAGCCUGAUCUCCAGAGGCGACUGAAACCAUCCUUUGGAGACAACCACAGGGGUCCUGCUCCCUUGUACUGUCCUGGGGAGUGGAAUGAGUCCAGUCACGGAUCACGUUGCCCAGAGGAGUUGUGCAAUCUUUGUCCUUGGAGGUUUUCAAGACCCAAGUGGCAUAAAGCCCUUAACCACAGUGUUGACCCUGAAAGGGGCAGGAAGAUGGAAUGGAGACCUCUUGAGGUCCCUUUCCACCUGAAUUAUUCUGUGUUCAUCGUGACCCCAUGGGAGCUGGCUGCCCACAGCCAGGCAUGCCAGGAGAGGCAGCUGCAGAACAAGCCCAAAAGUGGCCCCAGUGUUGGGGCACUGUGGCAGUGCUGUGGCUCCUCUGCAGCCAUUACCUCUGCCAGUCUUGUCCCCACGAUCACAGCUCUCUCAGGGACCACAGAGCUGAGCCCUAUUGCCUGGUUCUCCCAGGAGUGCGUGUGGGUGAUGGGCCCCCAUGCGAUGGAGCUCCAGAUUUCACGUGGCAUGUCCCUGUGGUUCAUAACCCCUCCUUCCCAGAAAAUCUCCAGUUUGCAUGGCUUAGCUCCCAGACACUCAGGCAUGCUCUGACCCUGCCAGGCAAGGAGCCGGCUGGGCCCCAGGGAUGUUGCGAUGGCUCCUCAUGCAGGCCAGUCACACCUCUGCUCCCAGGGGAGAUCAGCUGUCUCGUGCUGUCACGUUUCGCUCUGCUUUGGUUGGUUUCCUGCAGCUUCCAUCUCUGGUGUCCCAGCGUUGUGCAUACUGCGGACAUCCAGGGCUUUGUGUCCUGCUUCUUGGGGAGGAGGGCCCCUGAUUACCCUGCUCAGGGACUUGUUCGGCCCCUCUCCAGGGAUGGCUGGUGUGCAGCUGUGCGUGUCGGGGGCAGCAGCCCUGCUCUGGCUCAGCUGUACCUUGUCCUUGCCCUUUCUGAUGCCUAGGUCCCUGCCCAGGAUGUGGUCCCCAACUGCAGGACUCAAUCUGCCGUCUCUGUGGCUCCAUUAAUAGAGCUGCGUGUCAUGGCCAGGUGACCCUGGGGGUGUGAGCUCCUGCUGUUGAGCCUUGUCACGGGUAGUUUUUGUUUAUUUGCAGGUCCCUGAGGGAGUCAAAUAUGUUGGACUUUGUGUCACUCCCAGGGGACCCAUGGCCAUGCCGUGUCGUCAGCAAUGAUUCCCUGCUGACAGGUUGAGCGGUGCCAACUGCAGCUGGAGAUGGUUCGGCUGCUGCCUGUGGGGAGGAUGCCGGCUCUAAGGCCCAGGUAGGACCCUGGCCAUGGGGGCUGCGCUGGGGCUGGCACCUCCCUUCUGCCCUCCGUAGCCUGGCAGCGACUGGCUGCCGCCCUGACCCCUGACGGGCCCCCAUGGAGCAGCCGACACGGACGCCCGGGCCCCUCCGCCUCCUGGGCUUCUUUGGGAGGAAGCCACAGGCCGUCGGAGGGGAGACGUCACCGGAGCCAGAGCCGGAGGAACCUGAGGAGAUGUGCAUCGCGCUACCCCUGGGCGAGGGCGGGGAGCUGGUGGAGUGUCCCCUGUGCCUGCUGCCCCAGCCUCCCGAGGCCUUUCCCACCCUGGCCUCCUGCACGCACCGCUCGUGCCGGGCCUGCCUGGAGCAGUACCUGCGCAUCGCUGUCAGCGAGAGCCGCGUGCAGGUGGCCUGCCCGCACUGCCCUGCCGUGCUCCAGCCCGCUGAUGUCCACGGCCUCCUGGCCGAGCCUGCCCUCCGUGACAAGUACGAGGCGUUCCUCCUGCGACGGUUGCUGGUGGCCGACCCCAGCACGCGCUGGUGCCCUGCGCCCGACUGCAGCUAUGCUGUCAUCGCCUACGGCUGUGCCGAGUGUCCCCGCCUCACCUGCGGACGUGAGGGCUGUGGCACCGAGUUCUGCUACCACUGCCGGCAGCCCUGGCACCCCGAUGGCCCUUGUGCGCCAGCGCCGCCGGCCCCCAGCCUGGCCAGCCCCGCAGCACAGCUAGUCCCCCCGGAGGACUCGGCCCGUGCUGAGGCUGAGGACAUCAAGGUCUGUCCCCGCUGCAGUGCCUUCAUCAUGAAGAUCAAUGACGGGAGCUGCAACCGCAUGAACUGCACGGUUUGUGGCUGCCUCUUCUGCUGGCUGUGCCUGCAGGAGAUCUCUGACGUGCACUUCCUGAGCCCCUCUGGCUGCACCUUCUGGGGGAAGAGGCCUUGGUCACGGACCCGGAAGACCCUGUGGCAGCUGGGCAUGGUGCUGGGGGCGCCUGUGGUGAUCUCCCUCGUCGCAGGCAUCGCUGUCCCUGUCAUUACCAUUGGGAUCCCCAUCUACAUGGGUAGGAAGGUGCUGGGCCAGAGCCGGAGGAGCAGCCUGUCGGGGUGCCAGCAGUGCCUCUCUGUCACCAGCAGUGUCCUCCUCUCUCUCUUUGUGUCCCCCAUCAUAACAGCUGUUGCUGUGGGAGUUGGCGUGCCUCUGAUGCUCACCUACGUCUAUGGGGUGGUGGUGCUGUCACUGUGUCGGAGCCGCUGGGGGUGUGGGGGCGGCCGCAGCCCGCCUGGGGAUCUCGGUGUGGUGGAGCUGGAGAACCUGACCAAGCUGAAUGAGCUGUGGUCGGUGCUGCCCAGCCCCAAGGGGGGCGAGGAUGGAGUCCCGGACACAACCACCCCCUUCCCCAGCAGCAGCUGUAGCCCGCGCCACAGGGCGGUGUGGAAGGAGCAGGACAGCCAGUCAGCCGGCACGGUGGCCCUCGCGGGGAGCAUGCUGAGUGAGGGCCAGGACAUGUCCUACAGGGAAGGCAUCAACAUCGAGGUGGAGGUGUCGAUCGAAGCAGUGCCACAUCCUGCCCGGGAGCAGAGCCUUUGCAGUGCGCUGUCAGGGCAGAGUCUCUCUGGGGACUCCCUGGGAGACACCAGUGACAGAUGCAGUGCCGUGGGUGACCCCCCUCACUGAGCGAGACUGUGCAGCAACCUGGGGGGGAGACCCUUGAACCACACAGCCCCCACGUGGGCUCCCACCUGCCACUGACACAAAGAUCCCUUGCCCUGCUGUGGCAGAGCUGGUCACCCUCUGUGGGGCGCAACCAGCCUCAUGAACUGGGUCCCGGCCAUCCCCAGGCUGGGCGGGCACUGACUGCGCUCAGUGCUGCCUGCACCCUGCGCCCAGCCCCAUCCUCCCCUUCCCCAAGGGCAGGCUUGAGCAUUGAUGCUGCUGGGAAAUAAAACUACUCUCCGAG